GACAUAAUGCAACGAUACAUUGCUCUAAAAUGUUCCACUGCGGUGCCUUUCGUGAUGCCCUCAGUUGAACGAACUCCCCGAGGUCAAUGAUAAUGAUUGACUCUACGCCCGGCUGCGGCAGACUAAAACGUACCGUUCGGCCAUGCCGUCCUGCAAGUCUCUCACCGCCAUCUCUCCACAGACUCAAACCCGCAGGGCCCAUCGUCCGACACUACGUUAGUCCCGUAUCCGGUCUUCGCACAAGCGCAAUGCACGCUCCAGUAGAACGAAUUCCACAAUCCGGGCAGCCAGCGAGCGAGCCGCAGGUGUCGUGCAUUGGUGUUACGUGAUGGCAUGCGUUGGCGAGCGAAGAGGUUGG
Messenger RNA from Trematosphaeria pertusa, 358 nucleotides. RefSeq lists its product as uncharacterized. NCBI's taxonomy places the organism in Eukaryota, Fungi, Ascomycota, Dothideomycetes, Pleosporales, Trematosphaeriaceae. Bases 93 to 329 code for a protein of 78 amino acids. The record is from RefSeq and is a predicted model, not a curated record. The transcript has a single exon.